AAUUUUCAUUCCUAAUUCCUAUUUUCAACCCUCAAAACCCCUAAACUAUUCACUCUUCCAUCACUUCAUCUUCUCCCCUCUCUCUAAAAUCCUCUCUCCACCACCGCUGCUCCGCCUCUAGUGAGCACCGCACACCACUCUCCCCCCACUCAUCGUCUCUUACCCUCUCCUUCUCCGGAAAGACUAAUCACCGAAGAAAAACUUGUUUUCCCUCAACCGCCACACCCCAGAACCACCAAAAGCGGUCGCCUCCUCUUCCCUCCUCACUCUCUCAUCUCCGAUGAGACAGCCACCAGGAUCCUACCACACACCACCUUCCCCUCUUUUUUCUGCUCUUCAUCUUCUCACAAAAAGAGAGCAGCCGCCAUGCCCCCUUCUCCUCUCUUCUCCCCCUCCGACGAAAUCGACCCUCUCCCCUUUCUCCAACUCUGACGGACAGAACACCCAUUCGAACUCCCUUCGCUGCCAUUCCCCUCUCCUCUGCUCCAUCUCGGCAAAGUCCCACUGAUGAGAUGAGCGUCUGCCCAUAUCCCAUUGACCCAUUCCCACCACGAAGCGACAAAGAAAACACCACUACUGCCAAAGACUGACCAACGAGGCUCUAUUAAGGUCAAGAUUAUUUCGUCCAAAGAUCGAUCUUCACAUAUCGGUUGUGGUAUGAUUUCCUAUUUUUUGCUACUCCCAUUAGUCGAUUCUUUGAGCAGAUUAUGAGUUCUACAAUUGCAUUAUUGCUUAUUGUUUAAAUUCUUAAUAAUUCAUAUUCGUAUUGGCUAUUACAAGUGAAAAACCCCUAUGGUUGUUCGACUGAAACUCACAUCUUCUGGUGAAAAAGCUAUGGUUUGAAUUAGUUGACCAUUUUAAUAUUUUCUUCCUUGAUUGAUUCUGGACAGCUUUUACAUGCUUGCAUAUGGCAUGUUAGGAAUUGAAUAUUCCAGACAAGUGUAGUCUUAAUCUGCUAAUUUCAUCAUAAUGAUUUCGCUUCUUGUUUGAAUUAGAACAACUCACAUAUUCAUCUUAAUUAUAAAAUAACUAAUUGAUUGAAGUACUUGAUUUUGGGAAAUAUUUAUAGUAAAUAGCAUAUUGCUAGUGUUGACAGCUUAAUUGCACUAAAUCAAUUAAUUUGUUACAGAAGGCCUUUCAUUAUUGCAUUCCCCUUGUUGUUUACUUUGAUUUAGUUGAGUAAUUUGACACAUGAUUAACUACUGAUUACCAUAAUUGAAAAAUCUCCAAAGUUCGGAUGGUAAUUAAUUAGUUUCCUUCUUUAUUUGGAUCAUUUUUGGUAAGUGGAAAUCUUAAUUUCGUACGUUCGCAUGUGACUUCUUGUGUUAAUCAUAAUACUUUGUUCUUUUGGUAAACUGGAAUUUCAUAAUUAUAUUUUGAUUGACUGUAGUAUACUCUAUUCCUAUAUUUGAUUUCUUUACCUUAAUUAGCUUGAACAGCUUUUACACUUGUGCAUAUAGGGAAAUUUUAUUUUGUUUUGGGGAUAUAUCUUAAUUUACACUCUGAUUUAUUCUCUUCCUAUUACGGGUUGUGCUCUUUGCACUGUAUAAUAAAAGCAAUCUGGCCAUUCUUUGAGGGAGACGAGGACUAGACACUUCAGACACAGCUUUACAGACUAAAAGAGAACAACUUCUCUUCUUCACUCCCUUUCACAUAAUUUAUGAGCUUUUCAUACUUUCCUUUGGUAUUUUUUUGGUUGUGAAUAUUACUGUUCAAGUGUUGUGAUCUUGACGGCUGCUAUUGACAUCUCUGAUCGUCUUCAUCUCUUUAUUACUCGAUAAUUUUCAACCGGUUAGUAAUUCUUAUUGUUUUAAUUCUUGUAUAGUGCAAAGUUUUACUUUAAAUUUCUUGCAUAAUUUAUAUUACUAAAUAAAAAUGGAAAGCAUCCAGGUUAAUCACAUAUCAGUUUUGAUAUGUAUACAUUAUCAGUUUCUCUGUUUUGAAAGCUACAUGAUUAUUGCAUAUUAUUGGUAUUCCGUAUCUUGUUUGUAUUUUCUUUAUGGUUUAGCAGGUCUUGAACUAAAACUCAAGACAAGAAGAGUUCUCCUAGGUGGGAAAGUCGGGAUCUUAUUGUUUUAUUUUAAAUCUUUUAUUUAUAAUUUAUAUUACUUUAUUUACGUGCUUCUUUAUUCGGUCUUGUAAUAAUGUUGUAAACUAUCCAUAUAUAAUAAAAUAAAAUAACGCGGGGCUGCUUUCAAUUUGGGAGCGGGGAAUUAUGUGCUAAUUGCUUAAAUAUUUUUUCUUUUAUUUACUAAACAUUUUUUAUAACUCAUAUAUUUUUUACAACUUUUUACUCAUUUUAAAACCAUUAUCUAGUUUCCUUUUCUACAACUUGAGCUAGAUAGUGUGUUCAAAAUUAUUAGUUAUUACAAAAAUACUAUCUCCUAACCUAUAGUUAGCGGGAAAGUAAAAGGAAUUACGAGGUCUAAUUUCAAAUUUUAAACUAAGUCAGCGCGUCCUCGGGAGUAUCACUUACCCAAUAUUUAUCAAAAGAGAUUAUGUGUAUUUAUAUCUAAAUAUAUUUAUGUGCUUAUUUUAAUCAAAGCUUUCACUUAUCUUUUAAAAAUUGUUAUUAUUAUUUUUCUAAGACCGACCUCAAAUCAAAGAAUAUUUUUAUGGUGGAGGAGCGCGAUUAACAAUAUCGUGACAUCAUCCUUAUAAAGAAACAAACAUGUUUUUCAAGUCUAAAAAUUCCAUUGUGAAGUUUCUUUCAAACCUUAAGCAUUUUAUUUGUUUAAUUAAGUUUAUAAUUAUGUUUUAUUUGUUUGGGGUAGUUUAGUUUACAUAUGAUCUAUAUAGAUUUUUCAUAUACAACUUUGCCGUUUCUAUCUUUUUGCUUAUCCGAUGUUAUAAAUUGCACAUGAUUGGUCACCUAAUUAUUUCAUUUGUAUUAAAUAAGUAAUAUAAAGUUUGCAUGUCUAAAUUUGUGUUGUAAUUAACAAGUUAAUGUGUUUAAUUAUAUUAUCACAUAGAUUUGUAUUAAUUAGAUUAAAUGGAUUUAUGUAGAUCUCAUUAACUUGUUUUAAAAAUAUUACAUUCUUUAUGACCUACUUUAUAUUUAUUUAAUUAAGGUCAAAUCCAUCGGUGACCCCUUAAAGUUGGCACAACUUUCACUUAGACACCUAAAUCAAGAGAUAUUUAUUUUAGACACCUAAUGUAAAGGUCUGAUAUGUCAUUUUGAUACUUUUUAAAUAAUCCGAAGUUGGAGUAUGGAGUGUGUAUUACACUUUUCUCCACAUAGAUUAGUUGACCAAUUAAAUUUUGCCAAUACUAUCAUCUUUACACGUCAUAACUUUAAGAUUAAAUGCCCAAAACUUGAUCUUCUGUCCUUUGUCUCUUUAGUUCAAAGAAAACCCUUUUCCUUCUUCACCGAUCAAACCUAGCUAAGUGUAUGAAAGUUCAAUCUUCCUCAAUUUUCAUUCAGUGCCCAAAACUUGAUCUUCAACACACUGUGUACAUUGUCUCUUCAGUUCAAAUGAAACCCUCUUCCUUCUUCAUCGAUCAAAACCUAGGUAAGUGUAUGAAAGUUCAAUGUGUCUUGAUUUUCAUUCAAUUCUUAGGUAGUACUAACUGUUAUGUUUGUUUAUCUUGCCAAUUUUCAGGUUUAAAGGUUGAAAUCAAGUGUUAGAGAUUGCAAUUUUAUUGGGCGUUUUGACAUUUCUAACAUCUGCUUCUUGAAGUUAUAUUAGUUUGUGUUUGCAUGUUUCAUCCUUGAAGAAGAAGGUGUAUGUUCUGGUUGUGUCACUAUCUGUUAGCAUUUUGUACCUAGUUUUUUUUUGGAAAUUGCACUGAUAAAUUAAGGGACUUUUUGGGUAUUUUCUUUUUGAGAUAUGGACGACUAUAUAUUGACAUGUUUUCAUCAUGGGAGUCAUGUUAUUGCAGACCCUAACCCUACUUAUAAAGGAGAAGUAGAUAUAUUUGUCGUUGCCAUUGAUAAAGAUUAUUUUAGCCUUGUCGAAUUUCUUUCAUACACUGAAGACCUUGGAUACCCAAAUGUGAAGGAUUUUUACUGUCAAAAUGAAAUUAACAAUGAAUUUAUCCAAAUUAUUUCUAAUAUUCAGUUGUUAGACUAUGUGAAAGACUUAAUAGAUGGUGAUGACUUUUAUGUUUAUGUGGUCCAUGAAAUUGAUGAGCUAGAGGAAUUGCCAACUCCAGUUGGUCUUUUGCCAUGGUCAGACUAUGUUGAUGUUGGAAAUGUGGAGAAUAAGGCUGUUUCAGAUGUGAAUGAGACUGAUGAUGUUUCAGAUGUGAAUGAGUCAGAUCUGCCUAGUAGUGACUCAGAUAUAAAUGUCAUUCCUGAUGAAGAUGGUUUAGAUGUUGAUAAAAAAUUGAGAUCCUUUAGAUCUGAAAGUAGGAACAAAAGAAAUUCUAAUCCUAAGAAAAAAAAGAAAGUACCUGAAGAAAUACCAGUAGGUGAAACUGGUAUUGAUAGAAGCUUUGAAGAUAUUGAAAGAAAUAAGAAGGAUAGAUAUGUUGGCAGAUUAGGAGGAGAUGAAGUGUAUAUUGAUAGCUCAAACUGUGAUAGUGAUAAUAGCACAAAUGUGGUAGAUGUAGAAGCUGUUAGGGGUGUUGAUCAACCAGGAAGAAGAAAGAGUAAAAAUGUCAGGUAUGAUGCUGAAUGUGAAGUCUCUAUUUUUUAAAAUGCUAAACAAUUUAGAAAGGCUUUGACAAAUUAUGCAGUAGAAAAUAAUUAUCAGAUUAAGUUAAGGCCUAAUGAAAUUCAUAGAGUUAGGGUUAAAUGUAUUCAAAGAAAAAUGCAAAUGGUUGUGUUAUGGUGCAACUGAUAGAAAUUCUGAUAACUUUUUGAUCAAUAACUACCAUCCUAUACAUAAGUGUUCUCCAUGAAGUAAGAACAAAAUGUGUACAAGUAAAUUCCUAGCAAAUAAAUUCAGGGAUGAAAUAAAUUAACAAUCAUCCAUAAAGAUUUGGGAAAUACAAGAAUUGUGCAGGGAGACGUUAGGAUUGUAUGUGGGUAGGACCAUCUCUUACAAGGCAAAGCUAAUGAUUCUUAGAGAAUCCAUGAGUGACUGGAAUAUGGAAUUUGUAAGAUUAUGUGAUUAUGCUGAGGUUAUAAAAUAGACCAAUUCUGAUAGUUUUGUUUUUUUAAGAAUGGAUGGAGAAACUGCACCAGAAAAGAAUUUGUUUGUAUACUUCUAUGUGUGCUUGGAUGCAUUGAAAAAGGGGUGGAAGGAAGGAUGUAGAAGAAUAAUAGGAUUUGAUGGAUGUUUUUUAAAGGGUGCUUGCAAGGGUGAACUUCUAGUAGCAGUUGGCAAGAAUGGAAACAAUCAGAUGUUUCCUAUAGCCUGGGCAGUUGUAGAUAAGGAAACUAAGCAUAGUUGAAGUUUCUUUAUCAAUUACUUGAAAGAGGACCUGCAGUUGGGUACUGGACAGGGCCUUACUGUGAUGACAGAUAUACAAAAGGGUUUUCAUGCAGCAGUUGUUGAAAUGCUACGAAAUGUUGAAGUUAGAAUGUGUGCUAGACACAUUUGGUCUAAUUGGAAUCAAACCUAGAAAGGAGAGGAAAGGAGAAAACAAUUCUGGAGAUGUUCAAAGUCAAGUUUUGAAGUGAAGUUCAAGGAUGAGCUUCCUAAAAUGAGCAAACUUGGUAAGGAUAUUUUUGCUGACCUAUUGCAUUAUCCAAAGGUGUCAUGGGUUAGGGCAUUCUUUCAAGAGCAUUCCAAAUGUGAUGUAGUUGAAAAUAACAUGUGUGAAACCUUUAACUCAUGGAUUAUAUCAUGUAGACACAAAUCUAUAAUAACCAUGUUGGAGGAAAUUAGGAAAAAGAUAAUGAUAAGAACUGUGGAUAUGAUUAAGUUUGCCAACACCUGGAUAUCUGAUAUUGCAUUUAUGGCUAGACUUAUCUUACAGGAGAAUAAGGACAAGUCUAGGACAUGCAAGGUGCUUUGGAAUGCUGAUGUUAGGUUUGAGAUUGGAGAAAGGGAGUACAAGCAUACAAUUAACUUGGCUGAUAGAGUUUGUAGUUGUAGAACUUGGCAACUGAGAGACAUUCCAUGCCAACAUGCUAUUACUGCUUUGUGUCACAUAGAACAGGAGCCUGAACCUCUUGUGGAGCAUUGGUAUAAGAAGGAUACUUUCUUAAAGGCUUAUAGUCAUUUCAUCCAACCAAUUCCAAAUAUGAAGAUGUGGCCUGAAACUAACAAUCCAAGGAUUGAACCUCCUGAACCUAAACCAAUGCCUGACAGACCUGCAAGAAGUAGAAGAAAGGGCAAAGAUGAACCAAGAAAGAAGUAUGGAAAAAUGUCUAAACAAGGAGUGAAACAGAAUUGUUCCAUGUGUAAACAACAAGGUCAUAACAAGAGAUAUUGCAAGGUUGCUGAUCAAAGUUCAGAAGCAGCUACCCAUAAUUCACAAUUUACUGGUCAAAGCUCACAAGGAAGUUGCCAACCUAAACCAAAAAACUUCAGUCAACCUGAACCAAAAAAGACUCUACAAGCUGAACCAACAACAUUCAGCCAACCUGCAUCAACUACAUCAAGCAAGCAUGCUUCUUCAACAACAGUUUGUGCUGAUACAAGUAGAGUUAAGAGGGUGAAUGAUACAAGCUCAAGCCAACCACCAUCAUAUGUGGAUACAAGUAUUCCUUUUACAAGAGGAAUAACAAGUCAACUACCUCGGAGGGAAAGAAAGACUGUUGGACAAAAGAGACGAGUUGCAGCAACUGGAGAAGACUCUGCAAGAGGGGGGACAAAGAAAUCAUCAUAUGGUGGAUCAAGGACUUCAAGUCAAAGAAUUCUACCAACAGGUUCAAAUUUUAAGGAUGCAAGUUCAACAGGCAUAGACCUUGGUUUUAAGACUAGAGGCUUGAGAUGGAAAAAUAAAGAUGUUGUCACUACCAACCAGUUGCAGCAAAUGGCAAACAAAAAGAAGAAGUAAUAGCAGCUUGAAGUUUUGAAUACUAAUUGCGGAUUGCUUAACAGCUUAACAUAAGGUGUAACAUCUUUUGAGGAUUGUAACCUUGUUAAACCAGUCCACUGAUCGUGGUAUUUAGCAUAAUGCUAACUUUGAGUUCAUUGUGGAUUAUGUUUUUGUAGUUACAUUGUGAUAUUGUUAAAUGUUUUUGGUAUUAAAUUUGUAAAGUCUCUA
Solanum dulcamara is the source of this 7104-nucleotide messenger RNA. RefSeq lists its product as uncharacterized. Bases 5593 to 6894 code for a protein of 433 amino acids. Lineage: Eukaryota; Viridiplantae; Streptophyta; Magnoliopsida; Solanales; Solanaceae. The record is from RefSeq and is a predicted model, not a curated record. The transcript is spliced from 4 exons. Gene Ontology annotation, molecular function: zinc ion binding.